Molecule: messenger RNA, 996 nt
Organism: Acanthamoeba castellanii str. Neff
Lineage: Eukaryota; Discosea; Longamoebia; Acanthamoebidae
Product: Ankyrin domain containing ras subfamily protein
Exons: 8
Coding region: 1-996 (331 amino acids)
Cellular component (GO): trans-Golgi network
Molecular function (GO): protein binding; GTPase activity; GTP binding
Source: RefSeq, a predicted model, not a curated record
AUGGAGGAGCCAGAGCUGCUGGAGGCGUGCGCGAGUGGGGAGGUGGGGCGCGUCAAGGCGCUCCUCUACGUCAGGCGAGCGGCCAAAGCCGAGGCCAUUCUCGUGGUCGACUCGAAACAGCGAACGCCCCUGCACCUCGCCGCCAUCCACGGCAAGAACGGCCACAUGGGCCUAUGUUGGCUUCUGGUGAACCUGUACAGGAGGUGCGGCGUGCUGUGCAAGUCGCCAGCAUCGCCGAAGCAGAUCCGAAAAAUGAUUCGUGCGCUGCUGACCACGACGGGCCUGCCGAUUGAUCACCAGAACAACGCCGGGGAGACGCCCCUCCACCUGGCCUGCUUCAAGGGCCACCUCCUCGCUGCGGAGGUUCUCUGCGAGAGCGGCGCCAGCCUCCACAUCAAAUCGCACAAGGCGCUAAUCCGCUCGCACGAGGCACGCAAGGCACUGCAGCGGACGUCGCUAAUCAAGUCCACGAGACGGCCAUCGCUGCCUAUCUCCAGGGCACAAUGCAUGAAGGCCUAUGCGCAUACCAAGAACUACAAGGUCGACGUGAGUUGCGCCGGCGACGUAGGCGUUGGCGCGAGACUGAAAGGUGAACAGGUGGACGACAACGAAGUGCAGAUGCGCUUGUGGCUCCCAACUCCGAGCAAACGCAAAGACAGGGAUGCGGUGAUUGUGUGCUUCGAUUGCACGUCGGCUUCCUCCUAUGCGACCGCCGCAGCGUGCCUCGACGCGCUGGCCAAACGCGAUUGCAUCAAGGUGCUGGUGGCCACCAAGACCGAUCUGGUCGCUUCCCGGGCGGUUGAUGGCAUCACAGCUCUGGCGCUGGCUGAACAGCAUCAAAUACCGUUCUUUGAGACGAGCGCAAAGCAGAACGUCAACGUGCAGCUUCCGUUUCGCCACAUCGCCCAGGCGUGGUUGAUGCAAAAAGCGGCUGCUCCCCAUCGGGAAGCGGCAGCCAAGAAGGGCAAGCAGCGCAGAGGCACGUCUGGAGCCUAG